Molecule: messenger RNA, 2353 nt
Organism: Nomascus leucogenys (northern white-cheeked gibbon)
Lineage: Eukaryota; Metazoa; Chordata; Mammalia; Primates; Hylobatidae
Source: RefSeq, a predicted model, not a curated record
GCCCUCCCCACUGCCCCCCCAGCUCCCCGACCCGGGCGCCCCGCCCGGCCGGCUCCUCACCCACCCCAGCCGCGACUGUCUCCGCCGAGCCCCCGGGGCCAGGUGUCCCGGGAGCGCCACGAUGCGGCCGCGGCUGUGGCUCCUCUUGGCCGCGCAGCUGGCAGUUCUCCAUGGCAACUCAGUCCUCCAGCAGACCCCUGCAUACAUAAAGGUACAAACCAACAAGGCGGUGAUGCUGUCCUGCGAGGCUAAAAUCUCCCUCAGUAACAUGCGCAUCUACUGGCUGAGACAGCGCCAGGCCCCGAGCAGUGACAGUCACCACGAGUUCCUGGCCCUCUGGGAUUCUGCAAAAGGGACUAUCCACGGUGAAGAGGUGGAACAGGAGAAGAUAGCUGUAUUUCGGGAUGGAAGCCGGUUCAUUCUCAAUCUCACAAGCGUGAAGCCGGAAGACAGUGGCAUCUACUUCUGCAUGACCAUCGGGAGCCCUGAGCUGACCUUCGGGAAGGGAACUCAGCUGAGUGUGGUUGAUUUCCUUCCCACCACUGCCCAGCCCACCAAGAAGUCCACUCCCAAGAAGAGAGUGUGCCGGUUACCCAGGCCGGAGACCCAGAAGGGCCCACUUUGUAGCCCCAUCACCCUUGGCCUGAUGGUGGCUGGCGUCCUGGUUCUGCUGGUUUCCCUGGGAGUGGCCAUCCACCUGUACUGCCGGCGGAGGAGAGCCCGGCUUCGUUUCAUGAAACAAUUUUACAAAUGAGCAGAGAAUACGGUUUUGGUGUCCUGCUACAAAAAGACAUCGGUCAGUAACAAGCACGAUGUGGAAAAAUGAGAGAAGGGACACAUUCGACCCUGGAGAGUUCAAUGGCUGCUGAAGCUGCCUGCUUUUCCCUGCUGCAAGGCCUUUCUAUGUGUGACGUGCAUGGGAGCAACUUGUUCGUGGGUCAUCGGGAAUACUAGGAAGAAGGCUUCAUUGCCCCCAGGGCACUUCACAGAGUGUGCUGGAGGACUGAGUAAGAAAUGCCACCCAUGCCACCGCUUCUGGCUCCUGUGCUUUCCCUGAGCUGGGACCUUUAGUGGUGGCCAUUUAGCCACCAUCUUUGCAAGUUGCUUUGGGUAACAUUGGGUCCUGGGUCUUUCAUGGGGUGAUGCUGGGCUGGCUCCCUCUUGGUCUUCCCAGGCUAGGGCUGACCUUCCUCGCAAAGAGGCCAGGUGCAGAUCGGGAAUGAGGCUUGCUGAGAGGGGCUGUCCAGUUCCCAGAAGCCAUGUCAGUCUCUGAGGGCUUCCUUUGGGGCCGGGAACUUGCGGGUUUGAGGAUAGGAGUUCACUUCAUCUUCCACUUGUAAGUUUCUCAGCUCCCAUUUCUACUCUCCCAUGGCUUAAUUCUUCUUUCAUUUUCUGUUCUUUUUAUACAAAUGUCUUAGUUGUACAAAUAAAGUCCCAGGUUAACGAUAACAAACGGCUCCUGUGACAUAAACGUGCGAAAGCUCAUCUACAGCAAAGAUAUCAAUGCUCAGUGGAACAGAAACCAUAAGGAUAAAAUUUGUACAUCCUCCUUUUGCACCUGAGAUCCUCAUUUGCCCGACGUUGUAGGUGUGGACAGUCCUAGAUAGGCUAGGAAGCGCCCAGGGCACCCAGAGCCAGGUUGCAGGUGCCUCAGGCCCAUCUCCCAGCCCACUCCCAAGCUGAACUAGCACGUGUUCAUUUCUACCGUGGGUUGAACCCUGGUAGGAAUCCCUGGCUUCAAGUCAGGCACGCACCAAAGAGAAGGUAGGAGGCAUGAGGGGUUCUGUCACGUGUCCCUUCAUUUUCUUGUCGAUUCUUAGCCUUGACGGUUGGAGAAGGAAAAAGCAAGGAGAAAGUGCUAAGCAAGAGUGGAGAGUGAAGAGCAGGACCUCGUGUCUGAGUUUGAAAAAGUGCCUGAGUCCCAUCUUAGCCGGCCCCUACCUGAGCUUUAGCAGCCUAGGAGCUAUCGCACCAUAAAACACUGCAACCUGAGGCUGCAUUAACAGAAGCACCAUGUCCAGGUCCAAGGAGAAUCCACCCUCACCUGGUUUUCCUGGCCAGCUCAAAGAAGGACAUUGACAAAUCGGUUAUGUUCAGUUACCUGUGACAACCACAGAAUGUAAGAAAUGUUACAGAAAAACAGGAAAGGAAAGACAACUCUGGGGAAGGGGCAGUGCAACCUUCUCCUGGCAUCUGGGGUGUGGCCGCAGCAGAAUGAGGUGUGGUGGGUGGAGUUAGUAAGGCAUAGAUGCAGUGUUACUGGAAGGAGGGCCUUGAGUGUAAGUUGUCCAGGUCCUUGGCAUUUUGAACAAAGAAUUGAACAAAACACACAAAGUAAUAAAGGAAUAAAAGC